This is a messenger RNA of Lolium rigidum, 327 nucleotides long. RefSeq lists its product as uncharacterized. The record is from RefSeq and is a predicted model, not a curated record. The coding region runs from base 1 to 327 and encodes 108 amino acids. The transcript has 5 exons. Lineage: Eukaryota; Viridiplantae; Streptophyta; Magnoliopsida; Poales; Poaceae.
AUGCCCGAGGUUUCAUUUGUUGAGAGCUUGGUCCAUGAGAAAACAGAUUAUGGUGGAUAUCAGUUAAAUGAGGUGCAUUGCUGGUUUUCUUUUCUCCGAGGUGUGCUCCACAUCCCUCUGCUUGAUCGAUAUGAGGUUAUCUUGCUUGGGCUUAGGGCUUGUGCACAUGGAUGGAUGGCACGGAAGGAGAAGAUCAGGUUUUUAUCAUCAAUUGCCCAAGUGCCAGCCAAUUCUUCUUUUGUUUAUCACUAUCAAGUGGUAUUUCAGUUCAGUGAUUUCGGUCAUGGUCUCCAUAGACAUGCUGCAACAGUGGCCAAGGCAGCAUAG